This is a messenger RNA of Paramecium sonneborni, 221 nucleotides long. NCBI's taxonomy places the organism in Eukaryota, Ciliophora, Oligohymenophorea, Peniculida, Parameciidae. The record is from the annotation of a GenBank genome assembly.
AUGUAUUCAGUUCAAAUAAAACAAAUUGAAUAAGUUUAAUAACUACCAUAUAAAUAAGCUCCAACUCCAUAAUAAUAAUAACCUUUAUAAACUGUAGGAAGAUGUUAAGGUAGGAUUCCAGUUGCUCGAGGAGUAGAAGGUACUGAAAAUAUGGGAUCUAAGAGGAAUGGGAGGAUUUGGUGGACCCAGAGAAAUAGGAGGAUAAGGCGGUAUGGGAAUGA